AAGCAAAGCAGGUUUGGGCAGAAGGAGUGGGACCUCCCACUCCACUGUGUGCCUCUCUUUAGUGUUUGUGUGCCGUAUGCGUGUGUGUGUGUGACUGACUGCUGAUUCUCACAGUGGAGUGUAGAGUUUCACUUCUCUUAUCUGGUCAAAAAGAAAAAAUACACCGACAAAAAGAACACCACAUUAGGUAACUGUUAUUAUUUAAACUGAUGCUUGUUCAGCUGUUUAACAAGGCGUCAGCUCACCAUGGCCUACCGCCUGUUUGAAGGCAAGCAGCAUGCUUCUUCCUACUGGAGGUACAGGAUCUCUCCAUCAGAUCAUCUAAUUCAACAUGUGCUCGACUUCCUGGAAAAACAUAAAGGUCGGCCCUUCGAGCUGGCAGUGGACGUGGGCUGCGGCUCAGGACAGGGCACGCUGCUGCUGGCCAGACACUUCGCCUCUGUGGUGGGCACUGACGUGAGUCCCGCCCAGCUGGAAGUGGCUUUGGAGCACGCUAAAGAACCGAACAUCACGUACAAACAGUGUGGUGCUGAGGAGCUGCCACUCGCUGACAGCUCAGUGGACCUGGUGACGGCCAUGUCUGCCUUCCACUGGUUUGACAGGCCACGCUUUCUUGAAGAGGUCCACAGGGUCCUGAAGCCCCGCGGCUGCUUAGCCUUGCUCAACUACACCAUUGACAUGGAGCUCAGCUACCCCGACUGCUGCUCGCACUCACUAAGCCAAGUCUGCAAAGAGUUUUAUGCAGCCUUGCAGCCACACCGCAGCCCCCACCUUGGAGUGAGCUCUAUUAACUUGUACCGGGAGGCCUUAGAAACUAUUCCCUACCCUCACAAGGAGUGGCAGGAGUGUUUGUGGGACAGAAAGACCAUGCCUCUGUCCAGCUACAUGGGGCUGGUGGAGUCUUUCUCCAGUUAUCAGGCUCUGCUGAGAGACGACCCGCAGGAGGCCUCCAGACUCUCCCAGGACAUCUGUCACAGGCUGAUGUCUGUAAUGAAGGUGACCUCUGCAGAGACAGAGGUGGUGGUGGCUGUCAAGUAUUACUACCUUUUGGCCUGCAAACCACAGGAAGCCUGACACCUGUCGUCUCCAUUAAAAAAAAAAACAAACAAACAAUAAUAAUGAACCUAAUUAAGGAUCCAGAAGAAAACAUGUCCUGUUUCUGUUUUUUCUUCAUCAGCUUCUCUGUGCACAAAUGUUUCUCCUUGAUACUUAAAAUUUAGGGCAAGCUCAGAAACAAAUAGUGCUAUAUAAUGCUUUAAUGACAUCAUUUAUUUCCUGUAUUUUCACUAAAAUAA
Messenger RNA from Oreochromis niloticus (Nile tilapia), 1295 nucleotides. RefSeq names its product putative methyltransferase DDB_G0268948. Gene Ontology annotation, molecular function: S-adenosylmethionine-dependent methyltransferase activity. The transcript has 6 exons. The coding region runs from base 247 to 1074 and encodes 275 amino acids. NCBI's taxonomy places the organism in Eukaryota, Metazoa, Chordata, Actinopteri, Cichliformes, Cichlidae. The record is from RefSeq and is a predicted model, not a curated record.